AUGGUGCCCGUGGACGCGUCGGAGCUGGAGAAGCACGUGCUGGCGGUGGACGACAGCUCCGUGGACCGCGCCGUGAUCGCCAGGAUCCUACGCGGCUCCAGGUACAGGGUGACCGUCGUGGAGUCAGCGAAGUGCGCGCUGGAGCUGCUCGCGCUGGACCUGCUCCCCGACGUCAGCAUGAUCAUCACCAACUACUGGAUGCCCGGGAUGACCGGGUACAAGCUGCUCAAGUGCGUCAAGGAGUCAGCGGCGCUCAGGGGCAUCCUCGUCGUCAUCAUGUCGGCGGCGAUCAGGGGCAUCCCCAUUUCGUAA
Molecule: messenger RNA, 312 nt
Organism: Zea mays
Lineage: Eukaryota; Viridiplantae; Streptophyta; Magnoliopsida; Poales; Poaceae
Product: two-component response regulator ORR6-like
Exons: 2
Coding region: 1-312 (103 amino acids)
Biological process (GO): cytokinin-activated signaling pathway; phosphorelay signal transduction system
Source: RefSeq, a predicted model, not a curated record